AUGCACAAGGCCAUGGACUAUUCGGGAUGCGUCUACACCGACACCAGGUGCAGCUGCGAGAGGAACAAAAAUGUCAACAAGGUUUUGAAGCCGUGCAUCACGGCGCACUGCACCUGGGAGGAGUGCACCAGGGUCAAGAAACAGUUCAAGGCGGCGUGCGAGGAGCUCCUGGCCGAUUCUUAA
Metarhizium album ARSEF 1941 is the source of this 183-nucleotide messenger RNA. RefSeq names its product Extracellular membrane protein, CFEM domain protein. The record is from RefSeq and is a predicted model, not a curated record. Lineage: Eukaryota; Fungi; Ascomycota; Sordariomycetes; Hypocreales; Clavicipitaceae. Bases 1 to 183 code for a protein of 60 amino acids. The transcript has a single exon.